UAUUUUGAUUCACAUUUUAAAAAUAACAGCAAUAACUUGAGAUUUUAUUGCAACAUAGAGCAACUUAUUAUCUUAAGUGUCUUAACUCAAUUCUGAAAUAUCGGAGAAGUUUAUUUGCCGUAAUCAUCGAUUGUUUUUCACACUUUUUUCCCAUUCCCGUUAUUAGUUUUGUGCCACGUUCUUGUGGCAAUUUAUCGAAUAAGUUGGUUUAAAAUGGUGCACAUUUUCUAAUCUACGGAUAACAAAUAAGAAGCAGCCAUGUCGAGCAUGUCAGACCGCAAGGCGGAGCUGGAGCGCAAAAAAGCAAAGCUACAAGCUUUGAGAGAAGAGAAGGAUCGUCGGCGACGUGAGAAAGAACAGAAAGAUGCAGAAGAUUCACUGGCCAGAGCGUCCACAACGUCCAGCCUGGAUAGCCGUCGCGACCUGGACGAGAUGCUGUCCUCGCUUGGCGUGGCUCCCGUGAAGGAUGUGCUGUCGUCGCUGUCCUCCAUGCAGUCCCUCACACCCCCGCAGACCGCAUCACCGGAAACCAGCCUGCACACUCACAGCCCUCCGCAGGGGGGACCGAAGAAAGCAGCUGCUCAGCUGCAAAUCAUAUCAGUGCAGUCUACUGACAUUCCGCCUAAAGAGAACGUCACCUACGCCAAGCAGACUCAGACCACCACCUCGGGGAUAACUGAGAUCAGAGAUGGCUCUUCCAAUGCGUCACCGCUUGCAGGAUACAUGGAGGACUGGUGGAGGCCCCGCAAAGCACACGCAACCGACUACUACGAUGAGUACAAUCUAAACCCGGGUUUAGAGUGGGAGGACGAGUUUACAGUGCUUACAUUCGACGGCGACGGCGCUCGGCAAGGCGACGACGACGAUGCGUUCCACGGCAAGCUCCCUCCCGGCAUCCUUCCACAUGGCCUGCCGACGGUUAAGGAAGUCCAGCCUGCGGUGACCGCUGCGCCGCCUGAGAAGAAAGAAGAGGAAAAAGAGAAGAAAGUACGCGAGCUGAGCGCCGACGAGAAGCACACGAUCAUGCUGUCGGCGGAGUUCCAGCGUUUCAUCACCAAGGCGGGGCGUGUCAUCGAACGAGCACUCGGCGAGACCGUGGACAUUUACACCGAUUACACCGGCGGCGGCGACGGCGAUACAGCGCAGGAUGACAAAUCCGACGCGCGUUUGUCCCUCGUCCGCACCUUCUACGAUGAGCGCUGGUCGCGCGGCCGCUGCGUCACCUGCCUCGACUGGUCCGCGGCCCAUCCUGAGUUACUCCUGGCCUCGUACCAUAACAGUGAUGACGCGCCACAUGACCCAGACGGCGUGUGUCUGGUGUGGAACACCAAGUUUAAGAAGACGACGCCGGAAGAUGUGUUCCAUUGCCAGUCUCCAGUUAUGAGCGCAACAUUCGCCAGGUUCCAUCCUAACCUGAUCCUUGGUGGCACGUACUCGGGCCAGAUAGUGUUGUGGGACAACCGCGUGCCAAAACGCACGCCCGUACAACGCACCCCGCUUUCAUCGCUCGCACACACGCAUCCAGUGUACUGCUUAUCAGUAGUAGGCAGCCAGAACGCCCACAACCUGAUCUCCGUCUCCUCGGACGGACGCAUGUGCUCCUGGUCUCUCGAUAUGCUGUCCCAGCCACAAGAGACCUUGGAACUGCAGCAUCGUCAGAGCAAGGCUGUUGCUGUCACCGCUAUGGCGUUCCCUCACGCCGAUGUCAACAACUUUAUCUUGGGAAGCGAGGAUGGAAACAUCUACACUGGGUGCCGUCACGGCCAACGCGCCGGUGUCACCGACAUGGUGGAAGGCCACGCGGGGCCCGUCACGGGGGUGGCGGCACACCAGGCGGGCGGCGCCGUGGACCUCAGCCAUCUCUUCCUCACGUCAUCCAUGGACUGGAGCGUCAAACUGUGGAGUCUCAAGGAGAACAAAGCCCUGUACUCGUUCGAGAACAGCGGCGACUACGUGGUGGACGUGCGCUGGUCGCCCGCGCACCCCGCGCUGUUCGCGGCGGCCGACGCGCUGCGCCUCGACCUGUGGAACCUGAACCGCGACACCGAGGUGCCGGUAGCCUCGAUUCAAUCGGAAGGCGGCGCCUUCAACCGCGUGUCGUGGACGCCGAGCGGCGCGCACCUCACGGCGGGCGACGACGCCGGCAAGAUCUCCGUCUACGAGCUGGCCGAGAGCGAAUAUCAGCCGCGACACGACGAAUGGACGAAGUUCGUGUACACUCUGCAAGAACUGCGCAACAACCAGGCCGACGAAGAAACCGACCGCCUCAGUCUGGCCAGCGGGCCUCCCAGCCUCACCAGUCUGGCUAGCAACCCGCUCCGAUAAACACUCAUUGUGUAUUCCUGCUAUUAAUAGGUUCAGAACUCCAGAGUAACAGAAGAUAUGAUAGACUGCAUGUGCAAUAAGGACCUUUUUAUCAGAACUUCUGUGGGAAUUUCAGAUGGAUAGGACCUUAUUGCACUUGAAGCGUAAGGAGCCUUCUGUGAUGGAAAGCCACAUAUUUCCAAAAGCGUUAAAUACCUUGUCUACAUGCUUCCCGUCGCAUGCCUUUAGAACGCAGUUGGGCGAUAGAGGAAACUACACUGAUUUUUACCAGCUUUAAACCCCACGUAGUCGCGGCCUUUGUCUAUGUACGAGUAUGAAUGUAGGUAAAAUAUUCUCGUUUCUCCCAUGAAAUCGGGUCAGCAAAAGGAACUAAAAUUAUUCUAAAUUGAAAACUUCGAGGUCGUUUUUUAGAUAGCAAAUAUCAAUUCUUUACAAUAUUCUUUUUUUACAAUUAAAUUACCGUUUUUUAUAAUAUUUAAAUUACCUACCAAUAAUGGCAUUUACUUGCUGUUUUAUUUUACGUCAACCUCUUAAAAAAUAAAUAUUAAUUAUUCAGCGUAAAUCAUGUAAUAACUUCAUAAGCCCUUUCAAAGUAUCGGUUUCCCAUGUCUGCUAACUAGUAUAUAUUUAUUAUGCACAAUGCAUUUACUCUAAUGAAAAGAGUGUAUAACUAAAUGUAUUUUAAAUAGAAAUCGUAUUAAAAGUUUAGGGUUGACGAGGACUGAUAGAUUAUUUUGAUAUGGAUGAUGACAGAGCUUGUGGCGUUAAGAAGGAAAGUAAAUUAAUAUCCAAAGUUUCUUGUAGAUUUACCUGUAGAUUUGAAAUCUAAUAUUAUGAAAGCAGCUACACUAUUCUACCUACUGUUGUUAGUUACUAAAUAUCUAAAUUUUGAACAUCUAUCGAUAUUAUGAUGUGGUAUUUAAUAUCAACAAUAUACUUAGAUUUGGUGCAAUGUUGUAAAUAAUUUGUUUCAAAAUUAAUUUUGCUACAUUGAAGGUAAUAUAAAUAGGAAGAUGUAAUUAUUUAUUUUUGAAUACAAUCAUAGUUGUUUCGUCAGUAUAUUUAGCAGUAAGCAUAAUAUAACCGAGUAUUUAUGUUUUAUGUUAUUACUUACUAAAAGACAAGCUUAGAUUUAGUGGUAAUCUUUUCUUUCAAGCAGGUACUUGUAUUACGCUUUAUAACAUUUUAUUGUAUAAAAUAAAUAAUAACAACA
Messenger RNA from Cydia strobilella, 3538 nucleotides. RefSeq names its product cytoplasmic dynein 1 intermediate chain (gene sw). Bases 259 to 2325 code for a protein of 688 amino acids. The record is from RefSeq and is a predicted model, not a curated record. Lineage: Eukaryota; Metazoa; Arthropoda; Insecta; Lepidoptera; Tortricidae. Gene Ontology annotation, molecular function: dynein heavy chain binding; dynein light chain binding. Gene Ontology annotation, biological process: transport along microtubule. The transcript is spliced from 16 exons. Gene Ontology annotation, cellular component: cytoplasmic dynein complex.